AUGUCAGCACCCAGCCCUGCCAGUUCGGCCCCAGCAAAGCGACCAAGACCGGUGAUUUCCUGCCUGGAGUGCAGACGGAAAAAACUGCGUUGUUCUCGUUCGCAUCCUUGUCAACAAUGUGUCAAGAUUGGACGUCCUGGCAGGUGUCAAUACCAGGCAGGUCAAGAACCCGAGCCAAAUAUCGACUUUUCAGCAACUUUGAGUGUGCCGAACAAGCGACAGCAUCUGGAUCAGCCUGGUGAAAACGACCGGGUGCGAAAUGGUUCUUCUAACCACGAGCCACCCCUGGCGCAGCGCGGUGUCAUUGAAGAUCUCCAGGACCGAGUGACCAGGCUGGAGCAGGCACUGCUGGAUCAAAGGGCUGCUCGCAACGUCAGUCAAGAACCGUCAAUUCACCCUUUUUUUGAUGUUCACCCUGCAAUACCCUCGAAUAAGCUCAUCCAAAUGAGUUCGCAGUUCAAGGAUGCGUGUGCGUUCAUGGUCAAGCUGCAGAACGAUUCGACUACGCCUGGGAUGGUUGCACUGCGAAAAAGGUUGAAAGACUUGCACUACUCUGUCGAGAAGAAUCACCGCGCGCCGGGUACUGAGCAGCUGUCGGCUUCCUUGAUCAGCCAGUCUUCGCUCCAGCUGCCUCCAUUAGACGUGUGCGAGAAGCUGGCGGUCCUCUAUUUCGACAACAUGGAACACUGUUUCCGCAUCCUGCAUUUCCCCGAGUUCAGAGAUCAACUUCAUAUCUAUUUUUCAGAGGGCGAGCAGGCGUGCAGGUUUGGUUUUGUGCAGCAGCUGGUCGGGGUCCUCGCGGUCGCCGUCCUCCUCGACACUCAUGGCGAAUGCGCGGCCGCUCGGUCAUGCGUGGCUAUAAAGCCGGACGACGCGCUGCACUUCAUGAAGACCUUCCUGAGAGGCCUCCCGAAUACCGAGAGAUACCGCCUACCGGCUCUGCAGGUCAAGAUGCUUCUCCUCAUCUGCAGCUGGUUGAACUUGGAUCCCAUGGACGAUCUUUUUCGACUCAACGGCGAGCUUCUUCGCGAUGCCUUGGUCAUGAAGAUGGACCAAGACCCUGCGACGCUGCCGGGGAUCUGCGUGUUCGAAGGAGAACUGCGACGGCGCAACUGGAUGACCAUUGUCGAAUGCGACCUCAUGCUGUCGAUUCUGUGCAAGAUGCCGUGCCUGGUCCCUGGGUACACUUCCAGGCCACCCCGGAACAUCAACGACGAUGAAAUAUUCGAGGGCAUGGAGACGCUACCUCCCUCGCGACCCACGACGGUUUGGACUGAUGGCCUAUGCCAAUAUCUCCUCGCCCAGUCAUUCCUGCGCCGAGUCGCAGCGUGCAAGCAGAUGGACGAUGCGGCCCAUGUCAAGAUCCAAGACGUCCUCCAGCACACGCGGUAUCUGGAAAGAGUGCUCCAAGAACUUCCUCCGCCCCUCCGCUUCAACUAUACAGGCGACGCUGCAAGCAAGACUCCAGCUCGGUUAAUGGCCCGCAUGGAACUGGACAUCAGCAUCCGACGACCCCUGAUGCAUCUCUAUUCGCGCUGCAUUCUUUCACCCGACACGAGUGAGCUCGAGCAAGAAUUCAGGGGGUACCUCCAAAGCUGUCUCAUGAUCGCGAAUUAUCAGGACCUCUUCGAUCCGAGAUAUUCGGAGCUCAACGUCCCCCGACCGCAAGGGUAUUGGGACUUCUUCUACACUUGCUACAGACAGGAACUGGGCCACGCUAUCUUGGGGCUCUGUCUCGGAAUCAAGAAGCUCGGUCUCGCCGAGGCUCAGGCGGCCCCCUCGCAGCCGACAAUGCCAAUGAGUGUCGGGAACGACAGCGUCGUCAGGAUGCCCUCGUAUACCCUGGAAUCUCUGAUAUAUGCCGUCAAGGAUGGAUUGGAGCCCAUGGUCCGUCGUCUGCCACACCGCGGCUCCAAAGUCAAAGACAUUGUCUCUUACAACAUUAUUCUGACAUCGGUGCUGCCACAGCUCCCUACACGGACCAAGGAGGAGAUGAUCCUAGAAAGACUCCAAGAGCUCGUUCGCGAGUGUCGAGCCGAGCUCGAGCGAGCGAGCGUCCAGAUCAUUUCUGCUCCAGCCGACGAGUCGAGCGCCGAACCUCCGACAGACUACACGUCCUAUAACAUUGGUGCCAGUUUCGACCCCGUGUGGGAAAGUUUCCCCAAGAUGGAUAUCUUCGAAUGCUUCGAUCUCGACGAGUCGGAUAUCAGUGAAAGCAUCGAAUUGUCACCCUAA
Fonsecaea erecta is the source of this 2235-nucleotide messenger RNA. RefSeq lists its product as hypothetical. Gene Ontology annotation, molecular function: zinc ion binding; DNA-binding transcription activator activity, RNA polymerase II-specific; RNA polymerase II cis-regulatory region sequence-specific DNA binding. Gene Ontology annotation, biological process: regulation of transcription by RNA polymerase II. Bases 1 to 2235 code for a protein of 744 amino acids. Gene Ontology annotation, cellular component: nucleus. Lineage: Eukaryota; Fungi; Ascomycota; Eurotiomycetes; Chaetothyriales; Herpotrichiellaceae. The record is from RefSeq and is a predicted model, not a curated record. The transcript is spliced from 2 exons.